This is a messenger RNA of Cryptomeria japonica (Japanese cedar), 5458 nucleotides long. Its product is annotated as DNA-directed RNA polymerase III subunit 1. NCBI's taxonomy places the organism in Eukaryota, Viridiplantae, Streptophyta, Pinopsida, Cupressales, Cupressaceae. Gene Ontology annotation, biological process: DNA-templated transcription. The transcript has 31 exons. The record is from RefSeq and is a predicted model, not a curated record. Bases 454 to 4623 code for a protein of 1389 amino acids. Gene Ontology annotation, molecular function: DNA binding; DNA-directed RNA polymerase activity.
CAAACUACACAAAAAACAAAAGAAAUCACACAAACUACACAAGACAAAAUUUUGCAGAGGAAAAUAGAUUUUGAAGAUCGAAAUGAUCCAACAGCGGCCCGAACUCAGUUUCCAGGCAGCAGCCAAAUUUUUAAGGGUUUGAGACAGGAGUUAAAACCAGAAGGCUCUGUACUUUCGGUGAUUGAGAGGCGGCCUCUUAGUAUGUUCUUUUCUCCCAGUAUACUUGUAUUUCAUAAACUGAGAAGAAUGCUCAUCUCCUACAAUGAAAGCUGAUUUUGGUAUUCUCGCUGAAUGCCCAUAAGAUAGACUAACACACCAUUCGCUGCCAGUAAUGACUCAGGAUGCCUUUCCCUAAUUAACGAUUAACAGUAAUUCACACACACCUAUAAGGGCUAUUGAUCGUGGGGUUUUAGUUGAACAAGUAGAUUUAUAGUCAGUUUCUAAAUCUUCCAAAUGGCGAUCGGAGAUACCUCAGAAGGAAACAAGACGACUUCAAUUAACUUUAGCAAGCGACCUUUCAUUGAGGAUGUUGGGCCUCGCAAAAUUAAGAGUGUUCGUUUUACCACCAUGUCUGGACCGGAGAUUGUUAAGGCUGCAGAACUGCAUGUUUAUGAAGAUCAACUAUUUAUUCAGCCAGGGAGACAACCACGUGAACAUGGUGUUCUAGAUAAUCAUUUGGGUGCCCCAAAUAAAGGAAUAUGCUCAACCUGCCAUGGGAAGUUUGCAGAUUGUCCAGGCCAUUAUGGUUAUAUAAAGCUUGCACUUCCUGUCUUUCAUAUUGGUUAUUUCAAGAAUAUUGUCAAUAUUCUACAAUGUAUUUGCAAGUCUUGUGCACGAGUUCUUUGUCCAGAAGAUGAGCGCAUAGUAUUCCUACGACGGAUGAGAAAUCCAAGAGCUGAGGUGUUGCAGAAGCGUGCUUUGUUGAAGAAAAUAACUGACCGAUGCAAACGUGUUCAUACCUGUACCUAUUGCGGAGAUUAUAAUGGUACGGUGAAGAAGCUUACCUCAACAUUGCGUAUAACCCAUGAAAAAUACUCAAAGGCACCUGAUGUCAGAAAUGAAUUCCAUUUAGAAUUAAAUGAAGCAGCAAAACAAAACAAGGAAAUCAGAGCAUUCAUAAAUAAAGUUCAGGAUGACCUUAUUCCUACUAAAGUUCUCAACCUUUUUGAAAGGAUGACAGAUGAGGACUGUGAAGUUUUAUAUCUAUUUGACAGGCCAGAAAAACUUAUAGUAACACAUAUGGCAGUUCCACCUGUGGGCAUUCGUCCUUCAGUUGUCACAGAUGGUGGAAGCAAUGAAGAUGACAUUACAAUGAAGUUAUCACAUAUAAUGAGUAGUAAUUUGGCAUUGCACGCACACCUGGAAAGCGGGAGUCCCCCAGAUAAAUUUAUGGAAACAUGGGAUUUGCUCCAAGUUCAAGUUGCCAUGUAUAUAAACAGUGACCUACCUGGCCUGCCUCCAGGUAUGCAGCCUCCUGGAAAGCCGCUGCGUGGAUUUGUACAGCGUCUCAAAGGGAAACAGGGUAGAUUUCGUGGAAAUCUUUCUGGAAAGCGUGUUGAUUUUACUGGACGGACUGUGAUUUCUCCAGAUCCUAAUCUUAAAGUUACUGAGGUAGCUGUGCCAAUAUUGAUGGCCUUGACCUUGACAUAUCCAGAAAGGGUUUCAUGCCACAACAUUGAGAAACUAAGGCAACGUGUGAGUAAUGGUGCUUUCAAGUAUCCAGGGGCGAAUUUUAUUGUAUAUCCUGAUGGUACCAGACUAUAUCUUAGAUAUGGAAAUAUGAGACGUCUGGCUGCAGAGCUGAAAAAUGGUUAUAUAGUUGAACGUCAUCUUGAGGAUGGAGAUAUUGUCCUUUUUAACCGACAGCCGAGUCUUCAUCGAAUGUCUAUCAUGUCCCAUAGGGCUAGAGUGAUGCCCUGGAGGACUUUGAGGUUCAAUGAGUCAGUAUGCAAUCCAUAUAAUGCAGAUUUUGAUGGAGAUGAAAUGAAUCUCCAUGUCCCCCAAACUGAAGAAGCUCGAACUGAAGCUCUUACACUUAUGGGGGUUCAAAAUAAUCUUUGUACACCAAAAAAUGGAGAGAUCCUGAUUGCAUCCACUCAAGAUUUCCUAACUUCCUCUUUUUUAAUUACAAGAAAGGAUACAUUUUAUGACCGUGCUGCAUUUUCACUCAUGUGUACCUACAUGGGAGAUGCAUCUGAGCAUAUUGAUUUACCUACACCUGCCAUUUUGAAGCCUAUUGAACUUUGGACUGGUAAGCAGCUAUUUAGUGUCCUUGUUCGUCCAAAUGCAAAGAUGAGGGUGUUUGUUAACUUGAUUGUUAUGGAAAAGAACUAUAGCAAGUCAGGUGAAACAAUGUGCCCAAAUGAUGGAUGUGUAUAUUUCCGCAACAGUGAGCUCCUUUCAGGACAAAUUGGAAAAGCAACAUUAGGGAAUGGGAACAAAAAUGGACUAUUCACUAUUCUGCUUAGGGACUAUAACUCUCAUGCCGCUGCGUGUUGUAUGAACCGGCUUGCUAAAUUGAGUGCAAGGUGGAUUGGAAAUCAUGGUUUCUCAAUUGGAAUAGAUGAUGUGCAACCUGGAACUCGACUCUCAGCUAAAAAAGAAGAGCGAAUACGAGAAGGUUACAGUAAAUGUGACAUGCACAUAGACUUAUAUAAUAAGGGGAAACUCGCACUACAGCCUGGUUGCAAUGCGGCACAAACAUUGGAAGCUGAAAUUAGUGGUGAAUUGAACAGAAUUCGAGAAAUUGCUGGCAGUAUUUGUCUCAAGGAGUUGCAUUGGCGAAACAGUCCUUUGAUUAUGUCUCUAUGUGGGUCCAAGGGUUCACCUAUUAACAUCAGUCAGAUGAUUGCUUGUGUUGGACAACAAUCUGUUGGAGGUCGUCGAGCACCAAAUGGUUUCAUUGACCGCAGUCUUCCACACUUUCCAAGAAAUGACAAAACACCAGCAGCCAAAGGUUUCGUUGCAAAUUCAUUCUAUUCUGGAUUAACAGCAACAGAGUUUUUCUUUCACACCAUGGGUGGUCGUGAAGGUCUUGUUGACACUGCGGUCAAAACAGCCGAGACAGGAUAUAUGUCUAGAAGGUUGAUGAAAGCCUUGGAGGAUCUCUCUACACACUACGAUGGUACAGUACGUAAUGCAAGUGGUGGGGUUGUUCAAUUUCUAUAUGGGGAUGAUGGCAUGGACCCUGUUAAUAUGGAAGGAAAAGAUGGUGCUCCACUGGACCUAGAAAGGCUACUAAUGAAGACGAAGGCUAUUUGUCCUACCAGGGGCUCACCAGCCUUAUCUGUGUCUGAGAUUUUAAGGAAAGCAGAAGAAAGGCUAGAAAUGGAUGACCUGCAGACAGAAGAAUGUUACAAAUUCAAGAUUGCAUUAUUAGAAUUUUUUCAAAAGCGUGCUGACUCUAUGAGAAAGACUAGAUCUGUGCUUGGAUUAUCCCCGGAUGCCACUGACAAAGAAAAUCCUUCAAUUAUAGAAAGAAUUGCAGCGGAGAUAUCUGGAUUAACACUGUGCCAAUUUGAGGUGUUUAUUGAAACAUGCAUUAAACGUUACCAUUUGAAAAAAAUGGAAGCUGGAGCUGCAGUUGGAGCCAUUGGAGCCCAAAGUAUUGGAGAGCCUGGCACACAAAUGACUUUGAAGACUUUUCACUUUGCUGGAGUGGCAAGUAUGAAUAUCACUCUGGGAGUUCCUCGCAUCAAGGAGAUUAUAAAUGCAGCAAAGAAUAUAAGUACUCCUAUUAUAGAAGCAAAGCUCAAAUGUGAUACUGAUGUAAAAGCUGCACGCAUAGUAAAAGGUCGAAUUGAGAAAACUGUACUUGGCGAGGUUGCUAAGAGUAUAAAGAUAGUCUUAAGGUCUGGACAGGCAUUUUUGUCCAUUAAGCUGGAUAUGAAGAGAAUAGACUCUCUUCAGCUUGACAUUAAUGCAUCUACAGUGGCCGAAUCUGUUUUGAGAGCUCCAAAACUAAAAUUGAAGCAGCAGCACCUUCGGGUUUUAGACCAUGAGAAACUGUUGAUUUUUCCUCCUGAAGCAGAUAGAAUGAAACUUCAUUUUGCCAUGCAAUCAUUAAGAAAAAUGCUUACAAAGGUGGUUGUGAAGGGUAUUUCCACAGUGGAGCGUGCAGUCAUUAACCAAGACAAGGGAAAGUACAAUCUAUUAGUUGAAGGUACAAAUCUUGCAGCUGUGAUGGGUAUUGAAGGAGUCGAUGGAAGAAAUACCAAAAGUAAUCAUGUUAUUGAAAUCGAACAAACACUUGGAAUAGAGGCGGCUAGAAGUGUCAUAAUUGAACAAAUAGAGUAUACCAUGAAGAGUCAUGGGAUGAGCAUUGAUAUUCGGCAUAUGAUGCUUCUUGCGGAUGUUAUGACAUUCAAGGGAGAAGUGCUAGGAAUAACAAGGUUUGGCAUUGCCAAAAUGAAAGACAGUGUCUUAAUGCUUGCAUCAUUUGAGAAAACCACGGAUCACCUCUUUGAUGCUUCCAUUCAUGGGAGAAUUGAUCAAAUUGAAGGCGUAAGUGAGUGCAUUAUCAUGGGCAUACCAAUGCCAAUAGGAACAGGUCUAUUGAAAAUCAGACAAAGGAUUGAAAAACUACCAGAAUUGGAAUAUGGCCUAGAGCCGCUCAUUUCAUAAAGACUGUUCCUUCAAAUGCCAUUCUUGAACUAGCCGAAAUGGAAUUGCAUGUUUGUUGAUGAUGUUAUUGAAAUAUCAGUUUCCAAGAAGCAAAGGAUUAUCAAUAAGGAUCCUUAUUCUGGAUGCAUUCAUAUUAGGCCAGAUUCAAUUAAUCAUGGGAUUUCACUGUCAUGGCCUCAGCAAUUGUUAUCAGAGAGAUCAUUUUCAUUGCUUUGGACAUUGAUGUCUACGGGGUUCUUGAAUUUUCUAUCGAUAUGCUUUCAGAAGCAUGUAAAUAAACUUUUUGUUUGACGUAAUUUAUUCAAGCAGCUACAAAGGGCAUAUGUUCAUGGUUCAAAUAUUCAACCAGAUAAAGUUAAAUGCAUAUGCAGGAGCCACAAGAGGAGUAUUUAUUUCAUAAUGUAGUGGAUUGAGAUUUGGGUCCUUAUACAAGAAAUUAGGUGCUUAUAGACAAGAUUAGGAGCACAUAAGCAUGCCAAUGUCAGUAUUCUAUUUAUCUAUUUGUUUAUUUUUGGGUAAAUAGGUUGCAUUCAUUGUUUGCCUUCUAGUUCAAGCACUAUUUUAGGGAAGUGCACCUUCUAGAUGCACCUCCAUUCCUAUUUUGGUAAUCUUGGUCCUUGGACCUUAGGAGGACAGAUAUCAUCUACUGGGUUUCAAAAUGUGCUAAGAGGCUUCUGCCAAAAGUUGAAAGCUGUAAAUUUAUAAGUCCAAUUAAACAAGGAAAAUGUCAGCAACUGCGAAUAAGAAAGAAGUGAAGGUCAUCUAUAGACCAGAAGAAAUGUGUUUUUGAGCUUAUUCAUAAAAUAAAGUAAGAAUUCAACAGUAUUCAUAUUUA